This is a messenger RNA of Pestalotiopsis fici W106-1, 7473 nucleotides long. RefSeq lists its product as uncharacterized. Bases 1 to 7473 code for a protein of 2490 amino acids. Gene Ontology annotation, molecular function: fatty acid synthase activity; phosphopantetheine binding; oxidoreductase activity. The transcript is spliced from 12 exons. The record is from RefSeq and is a predicted model, not a curated record. Gene Ontology annotation, biological process: secondary metabolite biosynthetic process; fatty acid biosynthetic process. Lineage: Eukaryota; Fungi; Ascomycota; Sordariomycetes; Amphisphaeriales; Sporocadaceae.
AUGGCUGUCCUAGAGACGAACAACACGCCCUGUCUGAAAAAUGGAGAUCUCCAAAAUCAUGCCCGGGAUGCGUACCCUCCUUCCACUGAUCUGCCUCCCAUUGCCAUUGUUGGCAUGUCCAUGAGACUGCCAGGCGGCGUCAAUAAUGAAGCAAAAUUCUGGGAUCUUCUUGUCAACAAGAGAGAUGCUAUUUCGCCGGUUCCCGAGAACCGCUACAGAGGUCACGGCAAGGCGGGACACCUGAACACCAACCAGGGCUACUUCCUCAAGGACCUGGAUCUCGCACAGAUGGAUGCUGGCUUUUUCAGCAUGUCCAAGGCCGAAGCAGACCAGCUCGACCCACAUCACCGGCUCCUCCUGGAGGUCGUAUACGAGGCUUUCGAGAGUGCAGGAGAGAAAGGGUGGAGGGGCAAAGAUAUUGGAUGCUACGUGGGCUUCUCGGCCGAGGACUGGAACGACCUGCAGGCGAAAGAUCCUCAAGACUUUCCGAUGUAUCGAAUGACUGGCUCGUUCGAUUUUGCUCUGGCGAAUCGUAUCUCGUACGAAUACGAUCUGCGUGGACCCAGGCGAGUAUGUUUUGUCACCAAGGCCGCAUGCGCGUCUUCCUCGAUGAGCUUCCAUCUAGCCUGCGAGGCGGUCGCCCAUGGGCAAUGCUCCUCCGCCGUGGUCUGUGGUGCAAAUCUUGUCCUAACGCCAGCUAUGACAGUAGCAUUAUAUGAAGCCGGAGCAUUGUCGGCAGAUACUUCAUGCAAGACGUUCGACGCCAGCGCCAACGGCUACGCACGUGCUGAUGCUAUCAACGCUGUCUACAUCAAGAGAUUAGACCAUGCCAUUCGGGACGGAAACCCCAUUCGUGCCAUUGUACGGUCUACUGCGACCAACUUCGACGGCAAGACAUCGGUGAUUAGUAAUCCCAGCACUUCGGCACAAGACGCACUGAUUCGCAAGACCUAUCAACUAGCAGGUCUGGACGUUGCCGAGACGGCCUUCUGCGAAUGCCAUGGCACAGGUACGGCCGUGGGCGACCCCCUGGAAGCUAUGGCGAUAGCCAACAUAUGGCAAGAGACUGGGGGCGUUUUGAUUGGAUCGGUCAAGCCCAAUGUAGGUCAUGCGGAGGCAGCCUCCGGCAUCUCCAGCAUCAUCAAGGCUGUCUUGUGUCUGGAAAAGAAAAUCAUCGUGCCCAAUAUCAAGUUCGAUACACCGAACCCCAAGAUCCCUUUCAAAUCGGCCGGUCUGGUUGUCCCCACUGAACCUACUGCAUGGCCUAAAGGGCGAAAGGAACGUAUCAGCAUCAACAACUUUGGAUUUGGCGGCGCGAAUUGCCACGUAGCUAAUGGUACUAAUGGGAUUGCGAUAAACGAUAACACCAAUGGUGUAAACGGCCACGAUGCGAACGGCCAACAAAGUAUUAAUCCAUCACUGCUUGUCUUCUCGGCAAAUCAUGAGGAAUCGCUGGCAAACUCAGUCGAGGCCUUGCAGAAGUUCUGCAUCCAGGAACAGCCUUCAAUUACUGACCUCGCCUACACGCUCGGCGCUCGAAGAGAACACAUGCCCUACCGAACAUUUGCGAUUGCGGACGACUCUUCACGCUUUGACUUUAUCAGAACCAAGACCAAGGUGGAAAACAGCGGCGCAAAACCUGUGUUCGUAUUUACGGGUCAGGGUGCGCAGUGGCCAGGGAUGGGGAAGGAGCUGAUGACAGCUCAUGAUUCCUUUCUGCAGGACAUCCGUGCUAUGGAUUCCCACCUGGCUCAAUUGGAACACCCUCCAAGCUUCAGUAUUCAAACUGAACUCCAGAAACCGGCAUCAACGAGUCUGUUGGACCAAGCUGAGUAUUCGCAGCCCAUCUGCGCAGCUAUUCAGGUCGCCCUCGUCAAUCUGUUACGCUCAUGGGGCGUUCACCCUUCAGCAGUGAUCGGCCACUCUGGUGGUGACAUCGCCGCGGCCUACGCCGCGGGUGUCUACACCAUGGAGGAUGCCAUGACAAUCGCCUACUAUCGUGGAGUCGCACUCAAAUCCCAAACACGUCCAGGAGGUAUGGCUGCUGUCGGUCUUGGCGCAAGCGAAGUCGCCCCAUUGCUUCCGCCGGGCUUGUCACUUGCCUGCCUUAAUAGCGGCAGCAGUGUGACUAUCUCGGGCGACGAGUCAUCCCUCGACACCUUUAUUGCGGAUUUCAAAAAAACCAAGCCCGACCUUUUUGCACGUAAAUUGCGCGUGCAAAUGGCUUACCACUCGCAUCAUAUGCAAGAUGUGGGAGUGCGGUAUCAGCAACUUCUCGAAGGAUGCAUCACCCCCAGGGACCCAAUUGUUCCCUACUAUUCGACCGUCAAGGACAGGUUCGUUACGGCAGGAAAGGACCUCGGGGCGUCAUAUUGGGUAGACAAUCUGAUAUCACCGGUGCGGUUCCACUCUGGUGUUAAAGCGAUUCUCAACCACAGCCAACUGACAAGUAGUCCGCAUCUCGAAAUCGGACCUCACUCUGCUUUGUCGGGUCCCUUGAAGCAGAUAUACAAAGAGGUCGGCACCGAAACACAGUACAUGUCACUCUUGACUCGAAAUGCAGAUGCUCGCAAGAGCGUGCUGAAAGCUGUGGGUCAGCUGUUUGGCGCCGGAGUAGACAUCGAUUUUGCAGCCAUGUAUCCGAUGGGUAGCACGCUGCCGAAUGUGCCCAGUUAUGCCUGGCAGCGUGAGGGAAAUUAUUGGCAUGAGAGCCGCGUCAUGAAGAUGUGGCGUUUGAAGGAGUUUCCCCAUCACGACUUGCUCGGUUCUCGCGCCGCAGAAGCAAGCGAUCUAGCGCCAGUGUGGAGGAACCUUGUUUCUCCAGAUACGGUUCCGGGAUGGGUUCGGGAGCACGUCAUGCGCACACAAACUGUGUUUCCAACAGCAGCUUACAUUGUCAUGGCUGGAGAAGCAAUUACUCAGCUGUGUGGUGGCAGCGACUACACAGUUCGCAACGUCGCCGUUAUGAACACGAGCCCGUUGGUUAUCCGACCCGGUGAAUCGCUCGAGAUUAUCACCUCACUGCAGCCUUACAGGCUGACUACGACGGUAGAGUCUGAGUGGUAUGAUUUCUCCAUCGUCUCAAACAGUACUUCUGGCUGGGCAAAACAUUGCCACGGACAGGUACGAUCGGGCCCUGGGUCGAAGUACACAGUAGGGAGCACUCCUUUGCUACCCCGGAGUGUAUCUUCCGCAAGAUGGUACAAGGCAUGGAGACGCCUCGGCCUAGAAUAUGGUCCAUCCUUUCGAGGGUUGCAGGAUGUUUCGGUUCACACAAGCCGGAAGGAAGUCUCGGCUGUGGUCGUCGAAGGCUUAACAGAGUCGGAAUCUACCUAUCAGCUUCAUCCUACCUCACUAACGAUGAUUCUUCAGGCGAUCGACCUUGCGAUGCAUCAUGGUCUGACGAGAGCUCUUGAGAAUGCCGAUCAGCUAACGUAUAUCGAGGAGCUGUACGUUGGUCCUGGCGCUGGCAAGCACACACGGAUAUACCUCCAGGCCGAGCUAUCACCUGGCGGCGCAGUGCUUGCCAACGGUUACGGUCAAAACCGAACCGGCGAGCUCUCGGUGUUUCUCAAGAACAUCACAAAAUCACGGCUACCCAGUAACAGUGACGGACGUGGAGAUGAUCCUCACGGAGCCGUUCAGUUAGAAUGGAAGCCCGACAUUGACAUGGUCGACCCGGGGACGCUGGUCAAGGCACAAGUUGUCCAGGAAUCAGCGAUUGCCAUGGCGGAAAAACUGUUCUUGCUUUGCGCGAUUGAAAACCAGCUUCAGCUGCAGGGCCACACGGCGCCCGAGGGCCACCUCGGGAAAUACUACAACUGGUUACAAGAGCUUGUCGAAUUUGCAAAAGCAAACAAAUCCAGGCUGGUGCCCGGAACGGCUGAACUCUGCGAACUUUCUUCUCCGGAGCGACAGGGUUUGAUCGAAGAGCUGAUGGAUCGGGCUAGGGACACGCCAGAUAUGGCAGCUUGCCGUCUCAUCCAUGAAUCGUACAAAGCCGUUGUUGAUAUCAUCGAUGGCAAGGCCGACGCCCUGGAGGUCCUUUUCCGAAACAAUAUGCUCACUGAUUUUUACAACUUCUUCGACUGGAUCGAUUACAGCGGGCUACUGGAGCUCUUGGGCCAUGAAAACCCCAAUCUUCGCGUGCUCGAGAUUGGCGCCGGAACGGGCAGUACCACUGAAAUCGUCCUCAAGAACCUAAAGAACUCAUACGGACAGAGGUUAUACUCCACGUAUUUCUAUACUGAUAUCUCAGCUGGUUUUUUCAUCAAAGCAAAGGAACGAUUCAAAGACUAUGCAGGCAUCGAAUAUCGUACAUUCGACGUCACGCGAGCUCCUGCCGAGCAGGGCUUAGAGGAGGGCUCGUUUGAUCUAGUCUUCGCAGGCAAUGUCUUGCACGCCACACCUAGUCUUGCAGAAACAUUGACCAAUGUCCGGAAACUGCUUCGGCCACAGGGUCGUUUGAUUCUCUCUGAGCUCUGCCCAGAAUCCAAAUUCGUAGAUUACAUCAUGGGCCUUCUACCGGGAUGGUGGCUCGGAGAAGCAGACGGACGGCCGAAACAACCCUGGGUGUCGCCAGAGCGGUGGGACGAGGAGCUUCGCAAAACGGGCUUUGAUGGGGUCGAGUCCGUCUGCUAUGAUCAAAAGCCACCAUAUCAACAAAACGCUGUGAUGAUAGCGAGAGCCACUGACGUCGCAUGUCAGCAGCAACCUCAAAGGCUCACUCUUCUGGCACCUGAUGCUACGAGCCUCAGCACCUCCGCGUUUGAAGAAUAUCUACGAGCCAAGGGCUUUGAGGUUGAUCGCUGCUCUCUCACGCAGACACCACCGCCGAGCCAGGCCCUAAUCUGCACUUAUGAGCUGGAAUCCGCCUUUCUCCAUGACAUGACGGAAAGUGAAUUCCACGCCUUGGUCAAUUUCUUGUGCGGUUUGGAAGAAUGCACCAUCCUUUGGCUCACCCGUUCGGCCCAAAUGGCAGCUUCCGACCCUCGCUAUUCGCUUAUAAACGGAAUGGCACGCACAAUUCGAUCUGAAUUAAACUUGCCAUUCGGUGUCCUCGAGUUAGAUUGCCUCGACCAAAGGGCAUGGGAGGCCACUCUCAAGGUGAUCGAAAAGCUACGGACCAAUGGAAAUCGUCCUGAGGAGACGGACCCGGACUAUGAAUACGCUCUUCACGAGGGUGUUGUUCAUGUAAGCCGGUUCAGCGACGUAUCUGUGACGAAGGAGUUGGUCAAUAUCGGAGUAGAGGACUCGCCGAGGCGCCUCCAAAUAGGGAAGAAAGGUGUAAUAGAGACCCUUCACUGGGCGGCGUGGCCUCAUGAGAAUGCCCUGGGCCCGAGCGAGGUGGAGGUAGACGUCCGCGUAACCGGCAUGAACAACAUGGAUGUCUACAUCGCCAUGGGUGUGGUCGAAGGAGACGACUUCGGCUAUGAGUGUGCUGGAGUUGUGCAUGGAGUUGGAUCUGAGGUACAGGACCUCCAGAUUGGCGAUCGCGUAAUGGUCCUCAGUGAACAAUCGCUCUGCUCGAGGCUCAGGACGUCGUCACAAAGGUGCAUCAAGAUUCCUCGUGGUCUUAGCUUCGAAGAAGCGGCUACUAUGCCGUCGAUAUAUGCGACUGUGAUACGGGGACUCCUCGGCGUUGGUCAUUUAGAAAGCGGACAAACGGUAUUAGUUCAAGCUGCCGCAGGACCAGCAGGCAUGGCCGCUAUGUAUAUUUGCAAAGCUGUCGGGGCCGAGGUGUACGCAACGACGGACUCAGAGGAGAAAGCAAUCUUUGUGGCCGAGACGUUCGGCCUAGCCAGAGACCGCAUCUUCAGCUCCAAAGACAAUUCGUUCAAGGCUGACCUACAGAGAGCUACCGAUGGCAGAGGCGUAGACCUCGUCCUGAAUUCGCUAACCGGAGAGCUGUUGCAUGCUUCGUGGCAGUGCGUCGCCGAAAACGGUGUCAUGGUCGAACUUGGCAAGCGCGACAUAACGGGUCAUGGAAAGCUGGCCCUCGACUUGUUCCAUGACAACCGGGGCUUCUUUGGGGUGGAUGUCGCCCGCCUAUGCAAAGGAAGGCCUCUAGAAGCGAAGAAGUUGCUUAAGACCAUCGUCGCCAUGUACGAGGCCGGUGAAAUCAAGCCCUUUCAACCGAUUACGGCAUUCGAUGCUAGCAAUAUCUCGGAGGCCAUUCAAUUCAUGCAAAAGAGGGACCACGACGGCAAAGUUGCGAUCCACAUGCCUGAAGAUUCUAAUGUUCUGCCGGGCGUGGGCCUCCUGGGUCACAGAGACCUAUUUCGGCCCGAUGUUUCCUAUCUCCUCGUGGGCGGACUGGGCGGCCUUGGUCAGGCUAUAGCGACAUGGAUGGUCGAGCGAGGCGCGAAGAGUCUGAUCUUCUUCUCCAGGUCGGCCGUCAACAGGGACGUCCAUGGGACCUUUUUUGACGAGCUAGAAGCAUCGGGUUGCUCGGUUCAGGCCUUUUCGGGCGACGUUGGAAGUAUCGAGGAUGUGAAGCUGGCGGCUGCCGGGGCAAGCAAACCGAUUGCCGGAGUGAUGCAGAUGUCUCUCAUCUUGAGGGACCAAUCGCUUGCCAAAAUGAAGUUCAACGAGUGGAGCGAUGUCAUUACGCCUAAAGUACGAGGCACCUGGAAUCUACAUGAGGUACUAGGUAACAGUCUCGACUUCUUCGUCAUGUACAGCUCCGUGUGCGGGCUAGCAGGCCAGUGGGGUCAGGCAAACUAUGCCGCUUCCAACACAUUCCUGGACGCCUUUGUUCAAUACCGACAGGGGCUAGGUAUGCCUGCAAGCGUUAUCGACAUCGGAGUCAUGGAAGACGUGGGAUAUCUCGCCACCACGAACCCAGGGGCUCUGGAGCCUCUUCGGGCCAGCGCGUACUGGAUGCUGAUUGAGCGGGACCUCGUCGAGGCCCUUGAGCUCAUGAUAUGGAGGUCGUCCGGUCAAUCCUCGCCCCCGGCGAUAGACUCGACGAUUCCCGCGUAUUCGAGCUUCCACCAACUGGGUCUAGGCCUGCGGUCAACGCUGCCCCUUUCUGACCCCAGAAAUCGAGUCGUGUGGCGACGGGAUCGCCGCAUGGCGACGUACCGGAACGAUGACGGAGAUCACUCGGCCACGAGCACUAGUGCCUCCAACGAUACCCUGGCGAAGUUCUUGGCUUCCGUCGCGGACAACCCGGCGGUGAUCCGUAGUGAAGACAGUGCCCUGAUCCUCGCAAAGGAGAUCGGCAAUCACUUGGGCAGCAUCCUACACGUGGCCGAGGGUGAUCUGGAUCUGCAAAUCGGACUUGCAGAUCUGGGCGUGGACUCACUGAUCAUGAUUGAGAUACGCAACUGGCUCAGGCAGAAGCUAGGUACGGAGUUCGCAACGCCCGAGAUCCUCGAAGCAGGCUCCAUCAUGUCGUUGGGUCGGCUGGCGGCUGAGCGUUUGAGGGACAAAUAUGAUGCCGCUAUCGAAGGGAAUGGAAGUUCGUAA